Messenger RNA from Maudiozyma barnettii, 786 nucleotides. RefSeq names its product 1-(5-phosphoribosyl)-5- ((5-phosphoribosylamino)methylideneamino)imidazole-4-carboxamide isomerase HIS6 (gene HIS6). The record is from RefSeq and is a predicted model, not a curated record. The transcript has a single exon. Gene Ontology annotation, molecular function: 1-(5-phosphoribosyl)-5-[(5-phosphoribosylamino)methylideneamino]imidazole-4-carboxamide isomerase activity. Gene Ontology annotation, biological process: L-histidine biosynthetic process; L-tryptophan biosynthetic process. The coding region runs from base 1 to 786 and encodes 261 amino acids. Gene Ontology annotation, cellular component: cytoplasm. Lineage: Eukaryota; Fungi; Ascomycota; Saccharomycetes; Saccharomycetales; Saccharomycetaceae.
AUGACUAGAUUUAUUGGGUGUAUAGACUUGCACAACGGUGAAGUGAAACAAAUUGUCGGAGGUACCUUAACCGAGAAUGAUAAAGAUACACCAAAGACGAAUUUUGUUUCUGAGAAGUCGUCUGGAUAUUAUGCACAACUUUACAAACAGAAUAAUGUGAGGGGAUCUCAUGUUAUUAAACUGGGUCCGAAUAAUGAUGAGGCUGCAUUAGAAGCCCUCAAAGGUGCUCCUGGAUUCUUACAAGUUGGUGGUGGUAUCAAUGACACAAAUUGUCAGAAAUGGUUGGAAUAUGCUAAUAAAGUCAUCAUUACAAGUUGGUUAUUCAAUAAAGAGGGUAAAUUUUUAUUAGAAAAUUUAGAAAAGAUAUCUUCACUCUGUGGUAAAGAUCGUUUGGUAGUAGAUUUAAGUUGUAGAAGAACUAAAGAUAACAAAUGGAUAGUCGCAAUGAAUAAAUGGCAAACAUUGACAGAUAUGGAACUCAAUAAAAAUGCUUUCAAGGAAUUAAGUACAUACGCCAAUGAAUUUCUAAUCCAUGCAGCAGACGUUGAGGGCCUGUGCAAGGGGAUUGAUGAAGAAUUAGUCAGUAAAUUAUAUGAAUGGACCAAAGAAUUGGAUAAUAACAUUAAAAUAGUAUAUGCAGGUGGUGCUAAGAGCGUAACUGACUUACUACUUGUUGAGAAAUUAAGUAACGGUAAAGUAGAUCUAACUUAUGGUAGCUCACUGGAUAUCUUUGGUGGCAAAUUAGUUAAAUUCGAUGACUGUUGCACAUGGAACUCAACUCAUUAA